This is a messenger RNA of Volvox carteri f. nagariensis, 2333 nucleotides long. RefSeq lists its product as uncharacterized. NCBI's taxonomy places the organism in Eukaryota, Viridiplantae, Chlorophyta, Chlorophyceae, Chlamydomonadales, Volvocaceae. The record is from RefSeq and is a predicted model, not a curated record. The transcript is spliced from 13 exons. Bases 1 to 1890 code for a protein of 629 amino acids.
AUGCUUCAGCGCUGCUCAUCGGCUCUGCAAAAUGGUAGCCACGCUUCUGGCCCUAGCUCCUCUCCGCCCUAUGAACCAAUUCACGUAACCAUCGUCGGCGGCGGCGCUGCCGGACUCACUGCCGCGUUCUUCGCGGCCGAGCAUGGCGCCAGGCUUCUCUACUACGCACAACGCCGCGGCAAUCCCGCAUUCCGGGCGCAAGCACCGCCACAGCCAUGCACGCAGGUUACGGUUCUGGAGCGAACCCGCGAGGCUGGCAAGAAGAUCCUCAUGUCGGGGGGAGCCCGCUGCAACGUCCUCCCGUUCGAAGUGGACAUACAUACAGACUACUUCAGUGAGAGCAGCGCGAGUGCCGUACGUGCCGUAUUUGCGUCCUGGAACCUCGACCUCUGCAAGGCUUGCUUCCGCUCCCGCCUCCGCGACAGUGACUCGUGUGGCUCUGGUAUCUUCUCCCAGCUGGAGGACCCCCACUGGGGGGUGGGUCUGGAUCUGCAGCUGGAGGAGGAAACUCGGAAGUACUUCCCCUCCAGCAACUCGGCGAGAGAGGUCCGUGACCGUUUAGUGGCGGCCUGCCAGGCUCGGGGUGUAGUCUUCAAGUACAAUGCAAGCGUCGAGGGGCUACAACUGCUACAGACGCCGCAGGAGGAAGAUGGGAAUGUGCACGUUCCGCCUCCAGCGGUGGCGGCGGCGGCAGAGCCUCCUCAGGGCCCGGUUUCGGAGCCGGCGGUUUCGGAGGCUGCGACCGUAGGAGGAGUGGCAGGGGCGGCGGCGGCCGUGGAGGUGGUGGAGGAAGAUCUUGGCGCUGUACGGCGCGCCAGCGCCGCCGCCGCCGGACCAGCAGGUGUUGACGGUGUAAGUGGCGGCGGCGGCGGCGGCGGCGGCGCUGGCGGUGGUGAGAAAGGCGUAGGGGGCGGCAGUGGUGCGCGGAAAGGCAAGAAGGGGCGGGGCCCUAGGAUCAGCGGCGCCGAGCUGGCAGUAGCAGUAGCAGCAGCGGAAGCGGAGGCAGCAGCCGCCUCCAGCACAACCAAUGCUACAGCCCAGGCCCGUUGGCUUUGCCGGUUGCAAGACGGAACGGAACAUGUAACGGAUAAGCUGGUCAUCGCCACCGGCGGCCUGAGCUUCCCCGCCGUGGGCACUGACGGCACCGGUCACCUCCUGAUCCGCGCCCUGGGGCACUCCCUCCAUGAGCCGUACCCGGCUCUGACACCCCUCACGGGCGCCCACCCGGCAGGAGGGCAAUUGGCGGGUGUGUCCAUGUACGGCAUUGAGUUGUCCGUACAGGUGCCCGGUGUACGGCGGCCAAAGUUUUCUGAGCGUACGGCAUUUCUGUUCACGCACCGUGGCUACAGCGGCCCGGCGGUGCUGGAUCUUAGUCAUUAUGCGGUCAAGGCAUUGGCCCGCGGCCACGGUGCAGCGGCGGCGGCGGCGGCGGCGGUGAAGUCGGUUGCUGGCGCCGCCGCUACAGCCGUCGCCGGCAGUAGCGGGCGUUACGUCGAAAUGGGUCUUCCGUCCAUUCACGUGAACUGGACGCAUGAGUCAGCCGAAGUUUGGGACGAGCGGAUACGGGCCGUACAGCAGGCUGGCGGUACGGCACUCGUGACGACGCUACUGCAGCGGCACGGGGUGCGUGAGCGGCUGGCGGAGGCGCUGGUUUCGGAGCUUGGCCUCGUGGACCGCCGUGUUUGCGAUGUCAAGAAGGCGGAGCGAGCGGCGCUGGUGUCCGCACUGACGUCGUACGAGCUGCCGUACAAUGGACAUGAGGGCUACAAGAAGGCGGAGGUGACUGGCGGAGGCGUGCGGUUGGAGGAGAUCAACUGCGCCACCAUGGAGAGUCGGCCCAGGAACCUGCAGGAACCGCCUUCCACUUUUCGGUUAAGUCCCCUGAUCUAAGUACAAGUAAAAAAAACUUUUUCCCCAAACGCCCCUGCCACCGAAGUAGACUUAAAAUCCCCUCAAUCGUCAAAUGCAAACUUCUUCGUCGCUCAAUUGCAGCAGCAGCACCACCACCACCAGCAGCAGCACCACCAUCGCAUGGCAGGCAGGAGAGAAGCAAACAACAUCACAACCCUGACAACAACAAUGGCAGCUACACUACAAUCCCAGCAGAAGAACAGCAGAGCAUGAAGACUUCUUGAAAGCUUCUUCAGGAAGAGUUCCAUACGAGAGUACGACAUAUUGCCGUACAGUAUCCAUUGCCAAGCAAUGGCGGAUGGAUGGAUGGCAACCACCAUUCAGCUCAGAGCCGAGCCCCGGUUUAAACCCCAGGCGGCUAAGGAGGUGGGGAAAAGGCUCGUUGCUACAAAGCAGAGCUACACACAUAUCGAGCUAUACAC